Molecule: messenger RNA, 3253 nt
Organism: Ylistrum balloti
Lineage: Eukaryota; Metazoa; Mollusca; Bivalvia; Pectinida; Pectinidae
Product: endoplasmic reticulum chaperone BiP-like
Exons: 6
Coding region: 147-2117 (656 amino acids)
Biological process (GO): endoplasmic reticulum unfolded protein response; cellular response to unfolded protein; protein refolding
Cellular component (GO): endoplasmic reticulum lumen; endoplasmic reticulum chaperone complex; cytoplasm
Molecular function (GO): ATP hydrolysis activity; ATP-dependent protein folding chaperone; misfolded protein binding
Source: RefSeq, a predicted model, not a curated record
GGAACACGGGAAACGAUAUAACGCACACGAGUCCACCAUACGGCACAAUCUGUCAGAAACACAAAACUAAGGGAGGGACAGUUUUACAGAAGCUGCAAUCAGUGAAUAAUAAGUGAAGAAGUUGAACAAGAUAUACAAGAAUCAAGAUGAAAGUGUUUGUGCCAAUUUGUUUGGCGGUGCUGUUGGUUGUCGUCCAGGGGAAAGAUGAUGAUGACAAGAAGAAAGACAGUGUCGGAACAGUGAUUGGAAUUGAUCUGGGAACUACAUACUCCUGUGUUGGAGUGUUCAAAAAUGGACGUGUGGAAAUCAUUGCUAACGACCAGGGAAACCGUAUCACACCCUCCUAUGUAGCCUUCACCAGUGAAGGUGAGCGUCUCAUUGGAGAUGCUGCCAAGAAUCAGCUGACCAGCAAUCCUGAAAAUACCAUCUUUGAUGUCAAGCGUAUGAUUGGUCGUACCUGGGAUGACAAAUCUGUGCAACAUGACAUCAAAUUUUACCCAUUCACCGUCAUCAACAAGGGUAACAAACCACAUGUCGAUGUUGAUACAGGUUCUGAAAGAAAAAGGUUUGCCCCUGAAGAAAUCUCUGCUAUGGUUCUUGGAAAAAUGAAGGAAAUUGCUGAAGGGUUCUUGGGCAAGACUGUCAACAAUGCUGUCAUCACUGUGCCAGCUUACUUCAAUGAUGCUCAGAGACAAGCCACAAAAGAUGCUGGUACCAUUGCAGGACUCAACGUCAUGAGAAUCAUCAAUGAGCCAACUGCAGCUGCGAUUGCAUAUGGUCUUGAUAAGAAGGAAGGAGAGAAGAAUAUCUUGGUGUUUGAUCUUGGUGGUGGUACCUUCGAUGUGUCCCUUCUGACCAUUGACAAUGGUGUGUUUGAGGUUGUUGCAACUAAUGGAGAUACUCACUUGGGAGGAGAGGACUUUGAUCAACGUGUCAUGGAGCAUUUCAUCAAACUUCACAAGAAGAAGAAGGGCAAGGACAUCAGAAAGGACAACCGAGCCGUACAGAAACUGCGUCGUGAGGUGGAAAAGGCCAAGAGAGCACUCUCAUCCCAGCAUCAGACCAGAAUUGAAAUUGAAUCUCUGUUUGAUGGAGAAGACUUCUCUGAGACUCUCACCAGAGCUAAGUUUGAGGAACUGAACAUGGAUCUUUUCCGUUCAACAAUGAAACCAGUACAGAAAGUUAUGGAAGAUGCUGAUCUUAGAAAGAAUGAGAUUGCCGAAAUUGUGUUAGUUGGAGGAUCUACCAGAAUCCCAAAAGUCCAGCAACUUGUCAAGGAUUACUUUGAUGGAAAGGAACCAAACCGAGGUGUCAACCCAGAUGAGGCUGUUGCUUAUGGUGCUGCUGUUCAGGCUGGAGUGCUCAGUGGAGAAGAGGAUACUGGAGAUCUGCUUUUGCUCGAUGUCAAUCCCCUUACCAUGGGAAUCGAAACAGUGGGAGGAGUAAUGACCAAGUUGAUCCCUCGCAACACUGUCAUCCCAACAAAGAAAUCACAGAUUUUCUCCACAGCUGCCGAUAACCAGCCAACUGUCACUAUUCAGGUAUUUGAAGGGGAGCGACCCAUGACUAAGGACAACCAUUUGCUUGGAAAAUUUGAUUUGACCGGAAUCCCACCUGCACCCCGUGGUGUACCCCAGAUUGAAGUCACAUUCGAGAUUGAUGUCAACGGUAUCCUGAAGGUAACUGCUGAAGACAAGGGCACUGGAAGCAAGAACCAGAUAACAAUUCAGAAUGACAAUGAUCGUUUGUCACCUGAAGACAUUGAACGCAUGAUCAAUGAUGCCGAGAAAUUUGCUGAUGAAGACAAGAAAGUUAAAGAGAAGGUUGACGCCAAGAACGAGCUGGAGAGCUACGCUUAUUCACUGAAAACACAGAUUGGAGACAAAGAAAAAUUAGGUGGUAAAUUAAGUGAUGAAGACAAAACAACAAUUGAAGAAGCUGUUGAAGAAAAAAUCAAGUGGUUGGACAGUAAUGCAGAUGCUGAUACUGAAGAGUUUAAAGCACAAAAGAAAGAAUUAGAGGAAGUUGUUACACCUAUUAUGAGUAAACUUUAUCAGGGAGCUGGUGGUGCUCCACCCCCAGAGGGAGAGGAAGGAGAGGAUCAUGACGAAUUAUAAAACUUGUGGAACCUAGAUUUAAAUUAUUAAUCAUUUAUAUUGGUUGUCUCUAAACAGGUAUCAGUCUAUUUUUGAACAGUUUAAUAGAAUUUUGAUGGCUAAGUUUUUGAUUAGUAAACAAUUCAGAAUUUAAAUGUAUGUUGGAGCAGUUUCACUGUUCCAGAAAGAAACUUCACCAUUUUUCUAUCUCCUGAGUUGAAAUUGAAUUACAUAUUUUGAAGUUAAUUGCAAAUUUUAUUUCUUUGCAUAAAAAUGCAAAUUUCUCAAUCAUCAGACAUUCAUCCAUUUUGUAUUGUAAAUCCAUUUCAUUCUCUGUAAAAAGAGCAAAGUAUAACUAUAUGUCAGAAUGCUGAAUGCAUGGGAAGUGCUUUUAUUUGAAUGUUUGGGUAUAAUUGUUAGCUCUGGAAGUACCAGUGUGAUAUUUUUGUGGUAUGAUUUGUGUAUUAAGGUGACUGUGAUCAUUUAAUGACAUUUAUAAUGUGGAUGGCAACUUUAUCAUCCAUAUUAUGUUCUUGGUUCACUUUAGAACUUGAGAGCAGCUUUUGUUUUGUUUCUCUUAAUUUUUGAAGAAUUAUUGUUCAGCUCAUGUUAAGGAACUUGGGGUUUUCAAGGUUUUUGACAUGUUUUUGAAUAUUCAAUACAAAUGUAGUUCAAAAUUGGACCAUAUCAUUUUAUGAUGUACAACUUAAAUACUUGGAUAUGAAAGAAGUGUGGGUGACUUAUAUUUAUGUGUGAGAAUGCAGUGGACUUAGUUUGAAAAAAAAAAUGAAAGUUAUACCUUCGUAGCAUAUAUGAACAAGUUGUUGCAUGGCUGAAAUAGCAUAGAGAGAAGGAAUCAGAUUGUCAACUUUCCUGGAAGUAUUCUAAAUACCUAAAUUUUCAGUAUUUUUGUUUUGUAAAAGUGCUGAAAAUGUUAUGAAAUUUACAAGAAUACACAUUGAAUUUUCAGGAAAGCUUUCAAGUUCGAAUUAGGCAAUGUUCCCAGUACAUUUGACGUGUGAAAUAGGAAUAUAUGUUCAGCCAGAGUGUAGAGUAAACUGCUGAGUUUGGAGACAUUGUAUGUAUGUUUGUACAUAAUGUGGUACAUGAUUAUAUGUAAGAUUGGCUAAAUACAAGAUUUUUUGUAAGAAAAAAAA